Cavia porcellus (domestic guinea pig) is the source of this 2362-nucleotide messenger RNA. It is a transcript of the gene Rad51ap1, whose product is annotated as RAD51 associated protein 1. The coding region runs from base 160 to 1164 and encodes 334 amino acids. Lineage: Eukaryota; Metazoa; Chordata; Mammalia; Rodentia; Caviidae. The transcript has 9 exons. The record is from RefSeq and is a predicted model, not a curated record. Gene Ontology annotation, molecular function: single-stranded DNA binding; double-stranded DNA binding. Gene Ontology annotation, biological process: double-strand break repair via homologous recombination; interstrand cross-link repair.
CCCUCUUCUCAGAACGCAUGCGCCUCCAUAAGCUGGAGGGCAGCGAUUGGAGGGCUGGCGACACCGGGGCGGGCGCGCCUUGUCUGUUUUUAGGCGGGAAUUGAAACCACCGCUGGUGUAGACUAGACUUUGAGAGGCACAGAAUCAGAGAAGAGAACCAUGGUACGACCUGUGAGAAAUAAGAAACCAGUCAAUUACUCACAGUUUGAGGAUUCUGAUAGUGAUGAUGAUUUUAUUUCUGCAACUAUACCUUUAAGCAAGAAAUCUAGAACAACAACAAAAGAGUUAAAACAAGACAAACCAAAACGUACCUUGAAGACUGUCCAGAAAGAAGACACGCUACUACAAGAGAAAACUCCUAAAAAAAGGGAGGCCUUAGAUGACAAGAUCUUCCAGAGGGGCUUAGAAGCUGCUCUAGCUUUAUCAGUGAAGGAAACUCCCACAGCCACCAAUGGCGUGCAGAAGUCUCAAGAUAAAAGCAUUGCAAAACAUGACAGAGGUAAACCAGAAACAAUGAAUAAGUCUCUGCAUAUAUCAAAUUGCAGUGUAGCUGGUAAUUGUUUAGAUUUGAACCAGAUUACAGAGGAAGGCGAUGCCCGUGAUGUUCGAGGGGAAAGAAAAACACCUAGAGCUACAGCACAGCAGAGAAAGAUGCUUUCGAAAGGCAGUGAUGGGAACAGCACCAGUGACACUGAGCCAGACUAUGGUGAAGAUUCGGAAAAUGACUCUGAUUUUGAUGAGAGUGAAGAUAGCGAGGAAGACUUCACUAUGACAAAAAGUAAAGUAAAAGAAAAUAAAAAGAAAGAAGUGAAGGUAAAAUCCCCAGUAAAAAAGAAAGAGAAGAAAUCUAAAUCCAAAUGUAAUGCUUUGGUGACUGUAGUAGACUCCUCUCCAGCUACAAUCAAAUCAGAAUCUCAGUCCUCAGCAAAGAAAGUUUCUUCUUCAGAGGCCACUGGGAAGCCAUUGCAGAUAUGUAGUCCUUCAGCUGAAAGCAGGCGACCAAAGUGGGUCCCACCAGCGGCAUCCGGAAGUAGCAGGAACGACAGCAGCCCACUGGCAGGUGUGACUGUCAAGUCCCCAAGUCAGAGUCUCCGCCUUGGCUUAUCCAGAUUAGCACGAGUUAAACCUCUCCAUCCAAGUGCCGCUAGUAGCCAAGUGUGGUAACAAAGAAAUGUUGGUCAAGAGAAUCAGUUUUGCAAGUGUGUUUAUAGUUGACUUGUAUUUAUAAUUUUGAAGGGAGUGGUAAUAUAGAGGAGUUCUAUAACAUGUCAUAGAAAUGAUCUUUAAGCUAAUGAUCCUCUGAAAAGCUCUUCAGGACUUCGGGAGAGGUUUAUUUACAAAUUAUGUUCUCACACCAUUCCUUCUGAAGAGUAUACUCUGCUUUCUUAUGUAUCAUAAGUCACUGUCAUUAGUCAGUGGCAGUUUUACGUAGAGGAAGUCCAUAUUGUCUGUUGGUGUGAUGUUCCUCCCUAGUCCUGUCUAGUUAUGACCAUCAUUUCUUUUAGGAGACAUUUCUAAAAUCUGUAAGCUACAUUGUCAGUUUUAUUGCAUGAAAGUUUUAUAUUUUGUCCAAAUCCUAUAGUAAAAAUUAGAACUGUUGUACAUAUUAAAAUGGUUACUGUAUUAUAGAAUGUAUCUCUUAUUUGGAAACAGAAGGUUAUUGUAUAGCAGAUAAAAUUUAAUGACAUUUUAUAAAUUCUUCACUGUCAAAAAUCUUAAAUAAAAGAAAUUUUCAGAAUCCUCUUUUCCUGUUUCUAGUUGUCUACAGUUUAUGAUAAAAUAAAAACAGUACAAAGAAUGUUAAUCUUUUUUGUUGUAGACACAGCCAAAGGGAAACUUUUUUUUUUUAAAGUAAUCAUUUUAUAUUAAUACUUUAAAUACUGGCUUUGAAAUAUAUAGUUGCUCUGUUAAAUAAUAGGUUUUUAGGAAACUUCAAUUUCAGUUAUGAAUAAAAAUAGUAAUGAAUAUAUUUAUGGUGAGAAUUUGAAACUGCUCCUGGUUACUUUUUAGUUUAAAAAAAAAUCAGUUGUUAACCUUAAAAAGUGUAUAAUACACAACUCUUGCUUUGUGGAAACAUCUGUGUUAACAUGAAAUUAGUAAUUUUGAGUUAUGAUUAAAUAAGCACUUAACUAUUACUAUUGUGUACUUUUUUUUAACCUGAUAGACAUUUUUAUGUUAUCAUCUAUCACCUUACCUACUCUACCCAGCCCUGUUUUUAAAACACACUUUACAGUUACAUAGCAUUGGAUUUGUCUAUAUGGUAUAAUUCAACAGUGAACACUAGGAACCCACUCUAGCAGCUUCUGGUAUCAUUGACUACUUAUUUGGCACCAGCUUAAUAAAGUUGCUUUUGCCUUAUGCA